AUGCUGCCUGAAGGGGCGAUCUCGAGCCAGAUUUUGCCUGUGGCAUUGUGAGUUUGUCCGUCACACUCGAUAGGGUCUCAAAGGAGAUGGGAAUAAUUCAGUCUGAAUAUUGCGAUCAACGCCUGGCUACUUCACAGCUACGCUCACGGGGGCGCCUUCUCGGUCGGGGCCAGCUCGGACCUCGCGCACCAUCAAGUUCGCUACCUCCUGAGCAAGGGUUUCGCCGUGCUCUCUCCGGAAUAUAGACUGGCGCCGCAGUAAGUUCGUUCCAGCGAGAAGUUUCACCCGGAAAGCUUUACUUUCGUUGACCUUUGAGGAAAACGUGCUCCACCUCCCACCUGCAGCGUCAAGCAAUCGGCCUGCCGAGAGGACGUACUCGACGCUUUCAUCUUCUACCAAACGAAGCUCAACGAUGUCUUGGCCAAGAAAGUAGUGGUUCGGCUCCUAAGUUUGAUGUGAAGCAAGCCUUUGCGGCUGGAGGAAGUACCGGUGGAACCUCCACCCUCUGCCUUGUAAGGAAUCGAGUCGAGCUCCUGUCUUGGGCCUCAUCCACAUUUCACUCGCCCACGAGUCUCAUCGGCGGUUCCUUCUCCCCCCCGUACACAGCCUAUCGAUGUGCACACGUAAAACGAAAAGCACCUUGAGGCCGAGAUCUUCCAGCCCCGAGCGGCUGUACCAGCGUAUCCAGCAUGCCUGAAGGACGGCUACCAGGAUAACCCGACUUCAGCUCUGGAGGAAAAAUUGGUUAAGAACAACUCCGAAGGCUGGAAGGCGGUGCAAAAACUCUUUGCUGGUCGUGUCUGGUGCUCGUUCAAGACCAAGUCAGUCCCUUCUCCGCGCUCCUAGGACUUCUCCAUCGUGACUCGACUUUGACUGGUAAUGUGCCCACACCUCUAGCUCGAUGCCCCUCCCCGAUGAUCACCCACGUUGCAUCUGGGUCAACAGCGGCGUCAAGUACAACUGCCACGACUCGUUACUCUGGGGCAACCCACCUUACCCUGCCGCCGCGAACUUUCUCGACUUUUUCGGCCCCUGGUUCCCGCCGACGUUCAUGCUCGCCGCCGAGGGUGAUUCGUUGAUCCCGAUGCAACACUCCUAUGAUGUGGUCGAAGCGCUCAAGAAGCAUGGCGUCGAGACUCGCGUUGGUAUUGGAAAGAACGCGGAGCAUGGUGAGUGAUGAUGUUGCGAGCGAGGGGCUCAUCACGCGGCAAUCGAUUGACUGGAGCGAUAUCUCAUGAGCAGGCUUUACCGAGUGGAACCCCAAGCUCUGGCCCGAGGGUGCAGAUUGGUGGACCCCGAUCGAAGAAGGGUUGAACUGGGCCAUCGCUAAGACCGUCGAUGCCAAGGAAUGA
Molecule: messenger RNA, 1352 nt
Organism: Microbotryum saponariae
Lineage: Eukaryota; Fungi; Basidiomycota; Microbotryomycetes; Microbotryales; Microbotryaceae
Source: the annotation of a GenBank genome assembly